This is a messenger RNA of Dinoponera quadriceps, 604 nucleotides long. RefSeq names its product COX assembly mitochondrial protein homolog. The coding region runs from base 29 to 403 and encodes 124 amino acids. Lineage: Eukaryota; Metazoa; Arthropoda; Insecta; Hymenoptera; Formicidae. The record is from RefSeq and is a predicted model, not a curated record. The transcript has 3 exons.
CCUCCGUUGGAGUCACAACGGAGUCACAAUGAAAGAGGAGGAGGACAAAUUUCACCCAUCCAAAUUAUCAGGGGGACCUAAGGGCUUGGGUGAUCCUAAUGACCGGAGUUUGAGGAAGGUGGAGAAGGAUAUUUUGAUACCUAAGAUAAUACGAGACAGAACCAAGGCAGAAAAAUGUGUCGACGAAGUUAAGGAAUUUAACGAAUGCUGCAUAAAGUGGAGUUGGAAAAUGAUCUACAAGUGUAGAAAAGUAAACGAAAAUAUGAAGGCAUGUAUGGGAGAGUGGUACUUCAAUGAUGACUUCAUUAAAGAAUGUACAGAACAAUAUUUAGCGGAAAGGAAGGAAUACAGGGAGACUGGAAUACCUAAAAAGAGAAAGAAAAUGGAGGGAACAAUGUUAUAAAAAUAGAGAUAGAAAAUAGAUUAUAAAAGGACUGUUUGCUAUUAUCUCGUGUAGUUUCCCAAAUAUAAUCUUUGUAACUGACACAUAUGAGGAAUGCCUUUGAAUAACAAUGCUCUUGAAAUAUUUGUAACAAAACUUGCCUUCGAUAUAAUUUCCACAAAAUAAAGAGCGAACGAAUGUAAGUUGAGAUUUAUACAUUGA